AGCGUUGAUAGUGAAAAAACGAGUUGUUGCUGAUCGGCCGCGCCGGCUGCGUACGUUAGAAGAGAACCCCACUGUAAACGGAAGAAAAACCAGUUAUCGGAUUUUCUUUUCUAUCUUUAAUUGAUUCCUGCGAUAAUAGAAUCAGAGUGCGCAAGUUAGCAAAACUAUGGCGGGAAUGCUAGCCGUAGUGGAGGUGGCCCGAAGGAGAAGGAUCCACCAUCACCAGAUCGACAACACGCGCGAGCCGUCUUUUCUGCGUUCGCAUAUCGCACCGUCGACGGAGACGGCCAUGGACGAUACUGCCCUCAAAGCCCGUACAAGGCUCGAAGAAAAGCUCCAAGGCGUUGGUUACAGAUGGAGUAAAAACCAGCCUAGCAGAGAUGGAGAGUCGGACCAUGCAGCCGGUACAAGCAAAGCUGGUGUGGGCGUGGUGAGAAUGGAAAUGGCGAUUCAUGUGGACAGAAGGAAUUCAGAGAAAGUGGUGUGUGCUGUUUGCCUGGAUGAGAUCCGGGCCAAACAGAUGGUGAUAAACCUACCAUGUUCCCACACCUACCACUCUUAUUGCCUUCUCCCAUGGCUCAAUGUUCAUUCACAUUGCCCUUAUUGUAGGACCCAUAUUCAAUCUUAAUUUCUACGCAAUGUGUUGGUACUUUUUUCUUUUGAUGGGUUGAUUUUAUUAGUCUACCGUCGUGGUUUCAUA
Molecule: messenger RNA, 700 nt
Organism: Magnolia sinica
Lineage: Eukaryota; Viridiplantae; Streptophyta; Magnoliopsida; Magnoliales; Magnoliaceae
Product: E3 ubiquitin-protein ligase SIRP1-like
Exons: 2
Coding region: 167-628 (153 amino acids)
Biological process (GO): ubiquitin-dependent protein catabolic process
Molecular function (GO): ubiquitin protein ligase activity
Source: RefSeq, a predicted model, not a curated record